UGUCCUCUUGCAUAGCGUUAGCCAGGCUGAUCAGGCAAGAUCUGUAAACACAAACACAAUUCGCCGGCAGUGUUCGCCAAACUUGUGACUUUCCUGUUGAAUUUUAGGACGUUGUUAUCCCCCUUGUUUCUUCUUGCAAUAAUAAUUAGAGCGGCGACGGCAUGUCGGAUAACAGCAAGUUGAACUGCGCUGUUGGUGUAGACCUCAGGAAACUGAUUGAUGAAUCAAAGGUGCUUGUUGUUGGAGCCGGAGGAAUUGGUUGUGAGCUCCUGAAAAAUCUUGUGUUGGCUGGAUUUAACAAGAUUGACCUGAUUGAUCUGGACACUAUUGAUGUCAGCAACUUAAACAGACAAUUCCUCUUUCAACGAUGCCAUGUUGGAAAGUCGAAAGCGCUGUCAGCAAAGGAAAGUGCUUUGCGCUUCAAUCCAAGAGCCACAAUUAAUGCCCAUCAUGAUAGCAUCACAGAAAGUAGGUACGGAGUCAACUACUUUAAAGAGUUCAAUCUUGUGCUGAACGCCCUCGACAACCGAGCGGCCCGUUCACAUGUCAAUCGCAUGUGUCUGGCUGCUGGAAUCCCUCUAGUUGAGAGUGGAACUGCUGGCUACAAUGGGCAAGUAGAGGUUAUCAUGAAAGGCAAGACUGAGUGCUACGAAUGUCAGCCAAAACAAGCAACAAAGACCUUUCCUGGUUGUACAAUCAGAAACACACCUUCUGAGCCUAUCCACUGCAUUGUUUGGGCUAAGCAUCUUUUCAACCAAUUUUUCGGGGUUGAAGACCCUGAUGAAGACGUCUCUCCAGACACAGCAGAUCCUGAAGCAGUUGGGGACGCUGGGAGCACUGCCCUGGACGCUGCAUCUCAAGAGAAUGGCAACAUAGAGCGCGUGUCAACUAGGCAGUGGGCCAAGACAAAUAGUUACAACGCUGAAAAGCUGUUCCAAAAGCUUUUCAAGGAUGACAUCCAGUAUUUGCUCAGCAUGUCCAAACUUUGGGAGAAAAGGAAGGCGCCUGUGCCUCUUAACUGGGGCGAACUGCCAAAUGAAGUCGCUGGUAGCAGCAAGGAAGACUCGAGCCGCACCCUGAAGGACCAGAUUGUCUGGAGCAUCGCACAGUGCGGCCAAGUCUUCGAGGAGAGUGUCCAGGCGUUGAGGAAGAGGGUAGAAACCACGCAAGAAGACUUGGUCUGGGACAAAGAUGACGAGGAGUGUCUGAACUUUGUUGUUGCCUGCGCUAACAUCAGAUCGCACAUAUUUGGAAUUUCUUGCCACAGCAAAUUUGAUAUCAAAGCCAUGGCUGGCAAUAUCAUUCCCGCUAUUGCCACCACAAACGCUGUCAUCGCUGGCAUGAUAGUGCUGCGAGCCUUCCAGGUUCUGCAGCAGCAGUUCGACAAAUGCAAAACUGUCUACCUUCAGAGCACCGUGAAUCCAAGAGGGCUCAAUAUUGUACCAGAGGCUGACCUGAUACCUCCCAACAAAUCAUGCUACGUUUGCUCUGAAAAACCACAAGUUCACUUGUACAUCAACACGGAGACAAGCAAAAUCUGCAACCUGGAGGAGAUCCUGAAAACCAGCCUACACAUGGUCGCGCCAGAUGUCAUGCACGAGAGCAACGUGGUAAUUUCAAGCGAGGAAGGAGAGCUAGACAAUGGGCAGAUGACCCUCAAAGAGGUGGGAAUCGUGGAUGGGGCUCUGCUCAAAUGCGACGACUACCUGCAGAACUAUGAGCUCAGUUUGAUCAUUUACCAUUGGGAACCCAAAAAAGAUGAGCCAGCUUUCAAAAUAGUUGCCAAUCCUGAUGAACUGAAGCCCAAGGAAGAGGAUGAAAAAGAUGGAGUGAAAGAAUCUGAUGAUGAGGGCAUUGUUGAAGUGGAGGUUGAUCAACAAGAAGUGGCCAAGGAGACUCCUCCACGAAAGAGGAAACUCUCUGAUGUUGCUGGCGAGAGCAGCAAGAAACUGCGUUGCAGUGAACCACAGGACGACAUCAUCGUUUUGUAGGUUAACCCACACCUUCUAUUCUUCCAUCCUGCAUUUUAACUAUUGGGCACCAAUGGUUAUGUAUUCAAUUCGUAAAUUAAACAUGUAUAUUUUCACUAAA
This is a messenger RNA of Cloeon dipterum, 2091 nucleotides long. RefSeq names its product Ubiquitin-like activating enzyme 2 (gene Uba2). Lineage: Eukaryota; Metazoa; Arthropoda; Insecta; Ephemeroptera; Baetidae. Gene Ontology annotation, molecular function: SUMO activating enzyme activity. The transcript has 11 exons. The record is from RefSeq and is a predicted model, not a curated record. Bases 162 to 1991 code for a protein of 609 amino acids. Gene Ontology annotation, biological process: protein sumoylation. Gene Ontology annotation, cellular component: SUMO activating enzyme complex; cytoplasm.